This is a messenger RNA of Lemur catta (Ring-tailed lemur), 1221 nucleotides long. RefSeq names its product THAP domain containing 1 (gene THAP1). The coding region runs from base 263 to 904 and encodes 213 amino acids. NCBI's taxonomy places the organism in Eukaryota, Metazoa, Chordata, Mammalia, Primates, Lemuridae. Gene Ontology annotation, molecular function: sequence-specific DNA binding. The record is from RefSeq and is a predicted model, not a curated record. The transcript has 3 exons.
CAGAGGCAGUGGGACGAACUCCUCGCGAGAGGUAAGCUUGAAGCUGCCUCCGCCAUCUUGGAGAUGGGAGACGGGCGACGGCUGUGGUCCUUCUGCUAAUGCAAACAACAAAACGGGCACAUUAGUCACCCGGGGUGAGGCUAUUGUCACUGUGACUGUUGACCAAAGCUACAGAGGAAGCGAGGGUGUCAAAGCCGAGCGCGGCGUUGACGGCAGCUUCACCUGCCUUCUGGGGCGGCAGAAGUGACCGAGGACCGGAAGGAUGGUGCAGUCCUGUUCCGCCUACGGCUGCAAGAACCGAUAUGAUAAGGAUAAACCUGUUUCUUUCCACAAGUUUCCUCUUACUCGACCCAGUCUUUGUAAAAAAUGGGAGGCAGCUGUCAGAAGAAAAAACUUUAAGCCCACUAAGUAUAGCAGUAUUUGUUCCGAGCACUUCACUCCAGACUGCUUUAAGAGGGAGUGCAACAACAAGUUACUGAAGGAGAACGCUGUCCCCACAAUAUUUCUUUGUACUGAACCACAUGACAAGAAGGAAGAUCUUCUGGAGCCACAAGAACAGCUUCCCCCAGCUCCUGCAACACCUCCCAUUUCCCAGGUGGAUGCUGCUAUUGGAUUGCUAAUGCCUCCUCUUCAGACCCCCGACAACCUUUCAGUUUUCUGUGACCACAACUACACUGUGGAGGAUACAAUGCACCAGAGGAAAAGGAUUCAUCAGCUGGAACAGCAAGUUGAAAAACUCAGAAAGAAGCUAAAGACUGCACAGCAGCGAUGCAGAAGACAAGAACGACAGCUUGAGAAGUUAAAGGAGGUUGUGCACUUCCAGAAGGAGAAAGACGACGUAUCAGAAAGAGGUUAUGUGAUUCUACCAAAUGACUACUUUGAAAUAGUUGAAGUACCAGCAUAAAAAAAAUGAGAUGUAUAAUGAUUUUUAAUGGGGCAUAUCCUCUUCUAGCAUAUAAAGGAGUUUCAUUUGAAAAAAUAACACUUGAUUACUUAUAUAAAAACAAUUCAGAAUAUUUUUUUAAAAAAAAUAAAUUCGAUGAUAUAUACUGUAAACUUAUAAAAUUUUUUGUUUGUAAUUUCAGGGUUUUUACAUUUUAACAAAAUAUUUUAAAAGUUAUAAACUAACCUCAGACCUCCAAUGUAAGUUGGUUUCAAGAUUGGGGAUUUUUGUUUUUUGACUAUUUACAGAGAUAAUGAAAAAGUAAAAUGCAAAGAGAA